Messenger RNA from Scomber scombrus (Atlantic mackerel), 1400 nucleotides. RefSeq names its product hairy/enhancer-of-split related with YRPW motif protein 1-like. Gene Ontology annotation, cellular component: nucleus. The transcript is spliced from 5 exons. Lineage: Eukaryota; Metazoa; Chordata; Actinopteri; Scombriformes; Scombridae. The coding region runs from base 1 to 930 and encodes 309 amino acids. Gene Ontology annotation, biological process: Notch signaling pathway; circulatory system development; anterior/posterior pattern specification. Gene Ontology annotation, molecular function: RNA polymerase II cis-regulatory region sequence-specific DNA binding; protein dimerization activity; DNA-binding transcription factor activity, RNA polymerase II-specific. The record is from RefSeq and is a predicted model, not a curated record.
AUGAAGCGGAGCCACAAUUACAGUUCAUCUGAGAGCGACCUGGACGACAAUAUUGAAGUGGAGAAAGACAGCGGCGAUGAAAAUGGUCAGCUGGAUUCUCACGGCUCGAUGUCUCCCUCUACAACCACUCAAGUUCAAGCCAGGAAAAGACGCAGAGGGAUUAUUGAAAAAAGGCGGCGUGACCGGAUCAAUAACAGUCUGUCGGAGUUGAGGAGAUUGGUGCCAAGUGCUUUUGAGAAACAGGGAUCAGCAAAAUUGGAAAAAGCAGAAAUAUUGCAAAUGACUGUGGAUCAUUUGAAGCUGCUUCAUGCGUCUGGUGGAAAAGGUUUCUUUGAGGCUCAUGCUCUUGCAAAGGAUUACCGCAGCCUGGGCUUUAGGGAGUGCCUGGCAGAGACAGCUCGCUUCCUUAGCAUCAUAGAGGGUCGGGACAACACAGACCCCCUCCGCCUACGCUUGGUGUCCCACCUUAGCAACUAUGCCUCUCAAAGGGAGGUGCACACUGGACUGGAACACUUAGCCUGGGGCUCUGCCUACGGGAGUGCCCCUGCCCAUCUCCCCCAUCCCUUCCUCCUACAACACCCCCAGGGCAGGACACCUGCAUCCAGAAGCAACAGUAGCCCACCCUCCUCCUCCUCUUCCUCUACAUCCUCCUCCUCCUCCACUGAGGCACCUGGAACAUCCAGACUCAGUGUCUUGCCCCCCACGGAGUCCCUCAGAGUGCCUCCCAGCAGCUCGCUGCCUCUCAGCCUUCCUCUGCCAACAUCCAAGCUUUCGCCACCACUCCUCUCAUCCCUCUCCUCACUUUCAGCCUUCCCCCUCUCCUUCAGCGCUUUCCCUCUAGUCUCCCCAACGGCCAUCAGCACAGUGAGCCCCUCCUCCACUCUGUCAAAGCCUUACAGGCCUUGGGGCACAGAAAUCGGGGCCUUCUGAAGCCAACGACUGGACUGAAGGCAACAGCUGAGCUGUGCCCACUACUACAGACUUCAUCUGUUUUUAUAGCAAUAAAACACAGGUGAACAACUGAACUGAUUUUAUUUUAUUAAGAAACAAUGAGUGGGAGAGGUGGCUAAAGGAUGUAAUCUCCUCUGACCAUGUUCUUAUCAAGAAAGGAUGAUUUUAUGUUAUUCAUUGAAAUUGAUAACAAAUUUAGCUAACAUGCACUGUCUCCAGGUUGAGUACUGAUAUGAUGAUAGUAUGGGCCAUACAUAGAUAUACUGUAAGCACAAAUUAGAGGUAAUAUUUUGUAGACCACAUACUGAAACUUUGUCCAGCACAGAUGUCUGUAUUUAACAUUAUGUAGUGUUACUUAAUUUGGCCUGUUUCAGAACUACAUGGAAACAAAUAUGCAUAUUAUAUGCACUGCAUUUGGAAAACUAACUACUUGACAAUUUGACACUUGC